Messenger RNA from Photinus pyralis (common eastern firefly), 659 nucleotides. RefSeq names its product 60S ribosomal protein L12 (gene RpL12). Bases 127 to 624 code for a protein of 165 amino acids. The transcript is spliced from 4 exons. Gene Ontology annotation, molecular function: structural constituent of ribosome; large ribosomal subunit rRNA binding. Gene Ontology annotation, biological process: translation. The record is from RefSeq and is a predicted model, not a curated record. Lineage: Eukaryota; Metazoa; Arthropoda; Insecta; Coleoptera; Lampyridae. Gene Ontology annotation, cellular component: cytosolic large ribosomal subunit; ribosome.
GUUAGUUCCUUUUUAAGACGUUGAAUCCGCUAGUUGGUGAAGACGGGGAAAAUUUUUAAUUUUCUUUAAUCAUCUGCCCCAUUUAACUUUAUUUUCAAAAAUUAGUUAAAGAAACUAAAGCAAAAAAUGCCACCAAAGUUUGAUCCUACUGAAGUUAAGUACGUGUACUUAAGAUGUGUCGGUGGAGAAGUUGGCGCAACAUCUUCGCUUGCCCCAAAAAUUGGUCCACUAGGUCUCAGCCCUAAGAAAGUGGGAGAUGAUAUUGCUAAAGGAACAGCAGACUGGAAAGGUUUAAAAAUAACCGUUCAACUGAAAAUCCAAAAUCGACAAGCUACAAUUAGCGUUGUACCAUCUGCCGCUUCUCUUAUAAUUAAGGCAUUGAAAGAACCUCCACGUGACAGAAAGAAGCAAAAGAAUAUUAAACACAAUGGCAACAUUAGUUUCGACGACAUUUUAGCGAUUGCAAGACAAAUGAGGCCGAGAUCAAUGGCGAAAAAACUAGAAGGUACAGUUAAGGAAAUGUUGGGAACUGCACAAUCCGUCGGUUGCACAAUCGAUGGCAAGUUGCCACAUGACGUUAUCGAUGAAAUUAAUAACGGCACUGUAGAAGUACCGGAAGAAUGAAUUCGUUGAUUAAUAAAUUACUUAAGUAAUAAUGA